Molecule: messenger RNA, 1331 nt
Organism: Acyrthosiphon pisum (pea aphid)
Lineage: Eukaryota; Metazoa; Arthropoda; Insecta; Hemiptera; Aphididae
Product: protein yellow-like
Exons: 3
Coding region: 101-1303 (400 amino acids)
Cellular component (GO): extracellular region
Source: RefSeq, a predicted model, not a curated record
AUUAAGUUUAAAGGAAAUGAUUGUGCAAAAAUAAUAACUAUAUAUUCAUAAAAAAUAUUAUAAUAAUAAUAUAACUUGAUUUUGUAAAUUCCUAGUCAUAAUGUGUAAAUUAAUUUUAAUAUUAUUUGCCAUUUACUUGUCGUCUGCAUGGAGCUCCAGAAUCAAAGAAGUAUUUAGUUUAAAACAAAUUUAUUUUUCACCCAUCAAUGCGACAACACUUAAAAAUGACACUAAACCUGAACCAACUAACGUAAUGCCAUUGGCUUUGGAACGAUGGCAUAAUAAAUUAUUUUUGGUCACACCCAGAUUCAAGCUUGAUGUACCAGUAACACUAUCAUACAUAAAUUUAACAAAUAUGGAAAGUUAUAAAAAUAACACACCUAUAUUAAUUCCCUAUCCUGAUCGGAAAAUGAAUGAAUUAUCUGAGCAUAAUUUUAAGUCGGUAGUCAAAGUAAGAGUGGACGUUUGCGACCGUUUAUGGAUAUUAGAUAAUGGAAAGAUAAACAACAGGCAAGAAAGUAUUCCUGUUAUACAUGUGUAUGACUUAAAAAAUGAUUUGCAUUUGAGAACAUUUGAUCUUGGACGUUUAUCAAUUAUAAAUUCAGAUAUCACCAACAUGGAAAUAGACGUAACAUCUUCAACUUGUGAAGAUGCAUACGCAUAUAUACCAGAUAGUGAAACUUAUCGAUUAUUGGUUUACAGUUGGAGGACUAAUGAGUCAAAUUCAAUAUCACAUAAUUAUUUUCAUUUUGAUCCUCUUUGUGGCGAUAUAGACUUGGGCGAAGUUCACUAUCAGUCUCAAAAAGGUUUAUAUGGAAUAACCCUAUCACCAACUGCAAGAGAUGGUUUUAGAACUAUUUACUUUCAUAGUAUUGCCAGUACAAUGGGGUUUGCAGUUAGUUCAAGAAUAAUACGUAGUGGAAAUUAUGAUAAGAAUGUAAAUGUAUACGAUUUUAAAGUGAUGGGAAAUAGAGGUACUAAUAAACAAGCUACAUCAUCAUCGUUUGACAUGGAAACUGGUGUUUUAUUUUAUGGGCUUCUUUUAAAAAAUGUUCUGGGUUGUUGGAACUCUUAUAGUGGAGAAGAAUAUAAUGAAUUGACUCAAGGUGUAAUAAGCUUGGACAAUAGUAUUGAUAUGUAUCCAGCUGACGUCAGAGUUGAUCGAACAGGAAAUCUUUGGGUAUUAUCAAAUUCAUUUCAAAUAUACAAUAAAAAGGAUUACGAUCAGAACCUAAUCAAUGUCAAAAUAUAUAUGACUCCAGUUCGACAAGUGAUAAAAGGAUCAAUUUGUGAUGAAAUGUAAUCAAUAGUAAAUAGAUACCUACCUGUUU